This is a messenger RNA of Botrytis porri, 330 nucleotides long. RefSeq lists its product as uncharacterized. Lineage: Eukaryota; Fungi; Ascomycota; Leotiomycetes; Helotiales; Sclerotiniaceae. The record is from RefSeq and is a predicted model, not a curated record. Bases 1 to 330 code for a protein of 109 amino acids. The transcript has 3 exons.
AUGAACACAGCACGGAGUAUGAUUGCCAUUUACCAAAAUCCAUCGUCGAGGGCCAUCAGUGUACAACAGCAGAGCACACAAAACCAUCUGGAAUACUUCUACGGCAUCUUCACGAUUGCAACUUGCAAGGACUCGGGCCCUUCAAAAGUGGCCAUUCUUUUCAGGUUGUUUCGGACCCAAUCCGAUUCGUCAAUCGUCACGAUAUCUCGCGUACACACCCACUACGUAGGUGGCGCUUCACGAGUUCCAAGAGCGGUAAAUAGUCUAAGCCUCGUAACGCCAAUGGUCACUGACAUUCCAUUCUUUCCAUUCUGGCGAACAACUAGAUAA